AUGGUUAAGGAGAAAUCGAAGGACGGUGGUAGUAAUGAUCCGAGAGCUGACUGGAAAGACCCUAAGGAACUACAAGCUUUUUGUGAGUUCUGUGCUAUUCAAGUAUUAGAUGGCAAAAGGAAAGGAGGAUUUUUUACCAAAACUAGGUUGGGUUAUGAUGCUGGAACUGGGAUGCUUGAGGCCAGUAAUGAGUGGUGGACUCAAAAGAUUGCGACAUGUCCCAAUGCAAAAACCUUUAAAAAUAAAGGUUUGCCGAAUCGUGACUUCAUGAACAUUAUGUUUGGAGGCACGGUUGCAACGGGGAAAAAUGCAUUCUGCACGAGCGGUCAAACCCCAAAGGAAACCACCGAAGGGUCUGGGGACUCCACUGAUAGCACAAAAUUUGUUGACCCCCAAUGUGAACCCUUUGUGAAUGUUGACGCAAUGGAGGUUGAAGGUCCAUCAUCGUCGAGGGCAGGAUCGGCAGUGACUAAGGGAAAAGGCUUGGCAACCAAUGUCCACCUUUUCAAGCCAAUUUGCAAGAAAUCAAGAAAAAAGUGUUUAGUUACGCAAGAGAUGUCCGACUCUUUAAAGAGCAUCUCAGAUGUUAUUAUUGAAAGUAGAAGUGUAAGUACCCGUACACCAUUUGCUUCCACAACAACUACUCAUGUUAAUGCAAUUCUGGACAUGGUGUUGAGUCUUCCCGGUGUGCACUCGGAUCAUACCUUCAUCUGUUCAGCACCCUCUACUUCAUGGAAAAAGAGCAGGGUAGGCACAUGUUUGCAACACUUCGUGAUGACAAGGACGUCCAACUAA
This is a messenger RNA of Quercus robur (English oak), 795 nucleotides long. RefSeq lists its product as uncharacterized. Lineage: Eukaryota; Viridiplantae; Streptophyta; Magnoliopsida; Fagales; Fagaceae. Bases 1 to 795 code for a protein of 264 amino acids. The record is from RefSeq and is a predicted model, not a curated record. The transcript is spliced from 3 exons.